Messenger RNA from Emericellopsis atlantica, 1627 nucleotides. RefSeq names its product putative ANP1 protein. Gene Ontology annotation, molecular function: alpha-1,6-mannosyltransferase activity. The transcript is spliced from 4 exons. The record is from RefSeq and is a predicted model, not a curated record. Gene Ontology annotation, cellular component: mannan polymerase complex. NCBI's taxonomy places the organism in Eukaryota, Fungi, Ascomycota, Sordariomycetes, Hypocreales, Bionectriaceae. The coding region runs from base 285 to 1490 and encodes 401 amino acids. Gene Ontology annotation, biological process: cell wall mannoprotein biosynthetic process; protein N-linked glycosylation.
AACUGGGAAAAGGCCUGAUUGACCGACGCCUUACAACAAGCUCAAGACACCGGGCGUAGUAGCUCGCGCAACGCACGCUUGUAGCGACGUCAUAAUACCUCCCAGGAUAUCUCGAAGCUGUGCCUGCCCAGCUCAACGAAUCGGUUACGGACGAACGAUCUAUCCUAGACAACUGGAACGAUUCAAGCCUUGCGUACGGCGCACAAGCUGUACUGGACUUAUUGCAACGCCUCGCCCACUUCCACCCGCCUGUUGGAUAGUUUGCUCCUGUCACAGCGCAAGCCAUGCUUCUCUCGAAAGGCGGAGGUCCGGCAUGGAAGUCUACAAGGGCGCCCAGUAGGGCCUUUUGGACCUCAUUGACGCGACCCCGAGCCGUGAUAGGGCUUGCCAUUUUCUGUAUUAUGCUGUUGUUGUGGCGCGGCAUCCGAAGCUCAACAGAUGUACAAGAUUUCUAUUGUUGGGGGCCUGCGAAAUCCCCCAUGGAUAUGACACAGAACGAGUACGCCCGGUGGAACGCACAUUUGCAGACACCGAUCGUGUUCAACCACCACAAGCCGGUCGAGAUUGAGUCGAAAAGCAUACAGCGUGUUGACUUGAACCCGAUCAAGUCAACACACAAGGCUCUGCUAAAUGAGGAGCGCGUCCUCAUCCUGACUCCUCUCAAGGAUGCCGCACAGUAUCUCUUGAAAUACUUUGAGCUCUUGACUGAGCUUACCUACCCACAUCAUCUCAUUGACCUAGCAUUUUUGGUUGGCGAUUCCAGUGACGACACCCUGGCUGUUCUUGCGUCCGAACUCGACCGGAUGCAAAAACGCCCCGGCGACGUGCCGUUCCACAGUGCGACCAUUGUCGAGAAGGACCUCCAUUUCCAAUUGUCGAACGAUGUGAAGGAUCGUCACGGGUUCGCCGCGCAAGGCCCCCGUCGCAAGGCAUUGGGAAAGGCACGGAAUUAUCUUCUUUCAGCGGCGCUGAGACCGGAACAUUCGUGGGUCUUCUGGCGCGAUGUUGAUAUUGUGGAGAGUCCACCAAAGAUCCUCGAGGAUCUGAUGGCACACGAUAAGGACAUUAUUGUUCCCAAUAUUUGGUUUCACAGAAUCGAAGACGGCGUCGACAUUGAAGGUCGCUUCGACUACAACUCAUGGGUCGAAUCAGAGACAGCCCUCAAGCUAGCCAAGACCCUUGAUAAGGAUGUUGUACUGGCUGAAGGAUAUAAAGAGUACAAAACAGAUCGAACCUACAUGUGCCAGAUGGGCGACCGCCACGCGAAUCCUGACGAAGAACUGGAACUGGACGGAAUAGGCGGGGUGAGCAUCUUGGUUAAAGCUGACGUCCAUCGAUCUGGCAUCAACUUUCCAAGCUACGCCUUUGAGAAUCAGGCCGAGACGGAGGGUUUCGCGAAGAUGGCUAAACGUGCAGGCUACCAGGUCAUCGGGCUUCCCAACUACGUGGUAUGGCACAAGGACACAGAGGAAGAACCCGGCAACGCCUGAGCCGGCGACUUUGAGAAAAGGAACGAAUUCUGUCGUCUAAAUUCACUAGAUCAAAUUAUUAGCACCAGCGUUAUGUUGCGGAGACAAUGUCUCCUGUUACGUUCAAAUCGAAUGACUACUAAACUCGGAUUAAUCGC